Molecule: messenger RNA, 2037 nt
Organism: Saccharomyces mikatae IFO 1815
Lineage: Eukaryota; Fungi; Ascomycota; Saccharomycetes; Saccharomycetales; Saccharomycetaceae
Exons: 1
Coding region: 1-2037 (678 amino acids)
Source: RefSeq, a predicted model, not a curated record
AUGGGUGUUCAUUUUGAUGAUAAUGCUAAUACGACGUGGGAGGCCACAGGUUCUGUCCCUUCGAGUGAUGCUGAAGGACAUCACCAUGGGACCGAAUCUAUACAAUUGCGGGACUUUACGAACGUAGAUAUGGAAAGCAUGCCUGAUGAAGAGGGAACCGAAAAUAACAAGUCAAGAUGGCUGCUCUUGAAGAGAAAAUCACCCAUACAGAAGUUUUUUGAAAGAGUUUGGAAUGGCCCUGUUGAACCUAGUGACGAACAGCCCAGCUUUCCCAAACGUUGGGGAUGGUUGAAAAGAAUAGAUGAGUUUCCACAAAAUACAUUCAAAGCUAAGAUAUCGAAUAAGUUUAUACGGUUAUUACUACUAGUUGCAUACUGCGGCUUUUGGAUGCGUAUAUUUUACUUCCUCAUUUAUCCGUACCUUAUCAGGCCACCGUAUUUCCAUCCUAAUGAUGGCUCCGAGAGGGUUCCCAUUCUGUCUUUAAGUUGCAACUCCUACUUGAAUUGGGAGGGUACUAAUAAUGAAUGCGGCUUGAAUGCUAAAAACUGCGGUCCCCUUGACGAUGAAGAAUACAUGAUCAGGUGCCCAGCAUUAUGUGAUAGAGGUGGGUGGACGUACUCUGCCAUUGCAGUUGGGAAUAGAAGAGUGAAAUACACAGGAUACGAAAUUGGUGGAGGUGCUUUGUUCAGUGAAGAGGACCCGAUGGCUGUGUCCUAUCCUUACCGAAGCGACUCCUUUCCAUGUGCAUCUGCAGUGCAUGCAGGUGUUAUUUCGCCAUUUUAUGGUGGGUGUACUAAAAUUUCUAUGCAAGGAGCACAAAAUUCUUUCCCAUCAAGAAAGGGGAUGUACAACACAGGUUUUUCAGUAGCGUUUAAUUCAUUUUUUCCCGGUUCGUACUCAUUCAGAGAUAUACAAGGUGGUAUUUUGUCAGGCUGUUAUGAUCCUCGAGCAGCUGUAGUGGCAUUGAAUAUUCUUUUUGGAUUACCAAUAUUUUAUUUAUACGAUAGUAUUUAUGGAUAUUGGAUAAACACAAUAGUAGGUUAUUGGACUCUUGUAUUAUCGUUGGACCCUCCUCUCUUAACAGAUGCACAUGAUCCAGCUAGCGUGUACGAGCUUUUCAGUGUAGGUUUUCAACGACUUCUACCUUUAUGCUUCGUUUUGUAUGUUGUUUGGAAGAGUGCCGUAAAGAGGACACUAGAAAAUGGCUCACCUAUAGCGAAGUUGAUACUUUGGUAUCCUACAUUCUGGCUAGGCAUCUCGAAUAAUGUAACAUUUGACCGAUUACCUGUUGAUAGACUAACGGCAACAGAUUUGAAAGAACAAGCUGGUGCACUAACUGCUGUGGGAUCUAUCGCCGCGACUAUUCUUACAUGUGCAUUUAUACAAGCUUAUUCACUUUGGAAAUCAGGACGUUUCAGAAAGUAUUUCAAAAUAUAUAUUUCUUUUAUUGGUGGAUUGGUAGCGUUAGGAUAUUUGCCCGGGCUAAAUUUGAGAAUACACCAUUACAUCUUAGGCACGUUACUGCUUCCAGGAUGUGCUACUAGAGGUUCAUCAGCCUAUCUGUUCCAAGGUAUUUUAGUUGGGCUAAUUUUAUCUGGUGUUGCAAGAUGGGAUUUUGCAAGUAUAGUCGAGACUGAUACGGCUUUGUUAAGAGGGGAGGCAGGGGCUUCUUUGAAGCCACCAAUAUUAGAUUAUAACAGUGAUCAAGUUCACUCCCUGUCAUGGCAUCUAAAUGCAACCGAUUCAGUAACUGAUCAAAUAGGAAUUAUAGACGGCUUUUCAUUGCUUUUAAAUGAUGUAGAAGUGUACGUCGGCAAGAACGAAACAGUGAGCAUUGAUGCUCUCCGAGUGGGAAAUCCGGAACUUACCAAAAUGAUGGACGAUGCUCUUGAUGCUUCCAACGGAACAAUAGACUUGUACUUAAGAGUGGCUCGUGCUUCUGUACGAUCUCCAACAAAUAGAGGCGACUAUACGAAUGCAGGAGUGCUACAAUGGCCCAAAGGGAUAUGGAAACAGCCUGAACCAGGUGUAUCAUAA